Messenger RNA from Lobosporangium transversale, 3142 nucleotides. RefSeq lists its product as hypothetical. Lineage: Eukaryota; Fungi; Mortierellomycota; Mortierellomycetes; Mortierellales; Mortierellaceae. Gene Ontology annotation, molecular function: protein binding. The transcript is spliced from 6 exons. The record is from RefSeq and is a predicted model, not a curated record. Bases 56 to 3142 code for a protein of 1028 amino acids.
UUUUUUUUUUUUCUUUGACAAACUCUUGGUACUCUUUCUAUUUUACAACUCAGCCAUGGGGAUCUAUCGACCUUUAGUGGUGACGGCUUUAAUAGAAGGAUGUCAAAUCCCAGCAUGUGGUGUGCCCGCUACAAUGAGAAUGAACCUAAUGGCUUCUAGCAGGGAGGAUCCAAGGAUACUCUACAUUGUCAACGGUGACAAGAUUCUUGUGUAUCAUUUCUCAACGCUCACACCUUCGGGAAUGCCCACUCUUUCAAAUUGGCUCUCUGACCCAAGAUGCACAAACGAUCAUGUCAAUGAUAGAACAAUCAAUGUAAUGAAGAUUGGAUACCUUGGCACAGAGGAGGUCCUGGUAACUGCUGAUGAAACCGGUGAUGUCUGUGUAUGGUUCACUAUGAACCUUCGGCGUGAUCCACUGUUACUGAGUGUUGGGAAGUCUGCAUGGGGGAUCGCCAUUCAUUCAGAGCAGCGUCUGAUCGCUAUAUCGUGCAAUGCUCAUACUGUCACUGUGUUUCAUUGUGGAAUUGACUCUUGUUGGUCUCAGCGAGUAUUGUCCAGAGAUAAUUCAUCAACCAGGACAGAUAAUGGAGCAGGAGCAAUAUUAACAAAUGUAGCUUCGUUAGCUACUUCAACUCCACUCCCAUCAUUCGAACCUCAUAUCGAGCACACCUCACAACAAAUCCUUCGUGGACAUCAACACAACAUUCCUUCAGUCACAUUUUCACGCUGCGGGAAUUUUCUUGCUACAGCGUCAGUGGAUCGUACUUGUAGGACCUGGCGUCUAUCGGAUGGACAACAAAUCCAACAUAAAUCAUUAGGGCCCCUUUGGGGCUGGGGGGUCUGUUUUGUGGAUAAAGAUGACUCCUGGAUGACUCUUUCUCGACAAGAAUAUAAGCAGAUCCCAAAAGACCAUUUGCAUCCAGGCAAAUUGCCUGGUCAGAAUGUCAGAGAUUCUCCAUUAUCAACCACUGCGUUUUCACAACGACGAUUACCCCCUGGAAGGGAUUAUCGAAUGGUUCGGAGUCGAUGGUUUGCUGGCCCGUUACAUAAUACUUCAUGUGACGAGCUUGAUAGUGAUGAUGAAGAUCCUCGGAGGAGCCGUGGUGAUGCUGAUGGAGCGGACGAAAUAGAUUACAUGGAUGAUCGAGAUGCAGCCUUAUUUGGGAUGGACGAUGAUGAAGGCGAAGAUGAAUGGGAGGACACGAGUACUGAUGGAGGAGAAGGACAUGAAAGAGAUGUAGAAGAGCAAGAGGAAGAAGAAGUAGGAGAGACGAUGGAUGAGGGUGAUGAUUUAGAAAACGAAUUCGGGCGACGGGGUCUAGAGGCGAUUCUGCAGCCAAUACAACAUUCGGAUGUUUCUGCCGAUACAGGUGACGAUGCAGAUAUCGAGGGUACUGGUAUCGAUACAGAAGAUGGUGGUGGCACUACUACAGAAGAUGGUGCUGGCACUAGGUCUUCAACCGUACUUGCACAGCGGAGCCAUCGGACAGAUGUCCGGAGGCCGAGCGUUGCAGCAGCGGCCAGAUCGUCAAUCCAACAGCAAGGAGAGUCCUCAUCAGAACAUGAAGUACUAAAAGCGUCUAUGUCAUCAGCACGUACCACAGAGUCAAACAUUGCUAUUAUGGACAAAAUUGAUGAUAAUGCGUCCGGCGGCCGAGGAGAUCAUCUUGAUCAGUCACUGCCUCAGGAAGUUAUAGAAGCUCGGGAAUGGGCAAUCAAUGUAGAUCCGAAUGCUUUCACAGCUUAUAUAUGCACACAACAAAUUAGUGAAGGAUCGCUGUCCUCCCAGCUCCGAAACCAUCGCAACCGGAGAUUAGGCAUCGGAACAAAAGCAACGGCAGCAUCAGAGCUUAUUGCGGCCCAAAGAUCUGUGCCGCCCUCCACGUCAAACCUGCUAUCAAUGCCGUCACCUUCACUUUCACAUUCCACCCUAACAUUACCUCCGCUACCAGCAUCAUCACAACCACAGCCUUCAUUGCCCUCAGAGCUUUUACUCUGUGCAACAGCUCGCAACAUUUAUCUCCUCAGUCAAGAUCAUCCACCACCACCAAAUAGGCGUACAAAAACAUAUAGCUCGAGACUAGCAUCGGCAAGAGACUCUUUGGAAAGCCUCCAGUCAGACCCUCCUGAUGAAGGCUUGAUUACCCAUAAUGAGCUGUUGAUGUGGCACAGUAACCUAUUUCAAGACGAAGACCCCGACUACGAUUCAGAUCCGUAUUAUGACUAUACUAUGGAUGAGCUUAUGGGCACUGCGGACGAUGAUAGCAAUAGUGGUGAUAGUGAGAGUGAUGAUGACAACGAUGACGAUGACCCUUAUGCGCAUCACCACCAUCACGAUAAUGAUGUUGACAUGGAUGAUCAGGAUGAUGAGGAGGAAGGAGUCCAGGAAGGAGGAGAAGGUCAGAUUCCAGCUCUUUAUACUAUCUCUGUCGCACGUGCAGCUGUUGCAAGAGCCGACGGACGACGAUUUCAUUUCCUGGAACAUUUUGAUCGCAUCUUCAAUAUAUUGCUGAUCCCGGAACUAAAUGUCCUCAUUGCAGCCAGCCAGAAGGGCGCAGUGACCAUUUUUCGGUUGCUGAAGGUCUUAGACGAUCCAUCAUGCUCAGAAACUUUGACAGCUGAAACUGCUACAUCAGCAGCAGGAGCAUCGUCGACAACAUUGCCCACGGGCUCAACGCGAAAAGGGAGUGUAGCAGAGUGUAGCAUUAGCAGUAUGGAGCAUAAGCUUACUGGAGACGCGCUGACAGGAGCAGGAGUAGACAACGAGGCAAGAAAGAGAAUGAAAAAGAAGGCAGCGGCAGAGGGCGAAGGGAUGGACCAUUCAAACGAUGACAAGAGCCAGCAUAACAGCCGCGACCAUGACCGUGACAAAGAGCAUGAGCCAAAGUUUAAAGCUACCAACAAGCCCGUGGAACGAUUCGUACUCUUCCCAGAAGUAUAUCUUCCUCGGCUGGAGCCCCCACCACAGCCACUCUUUGGUGUCUCGGUCGUCCCUCUAUGUUCGCCUUCAUCUUCGUCAGCAUCUGCAUCAUCAGUGUUCCUGUUGCAUCUGGCCUAUAUUGACACUCAGUUUUAUAGUUAUGAAAUCCGUCUUCGAAACGAAAAGGAUGAUACUGUCGCUUUGAAUAACAUUUUUGUAUAG